This is a messenger RNA of Lolium rigidum, 906 nucleotides long. RefSeq names its product putative disease resistance protein RGA4. Bases 1 to 906 code for a protein of 301 amino acids. Lineage: Eukaryota; Viridiplantae; Streptophyta; Magnoliopsida; Poales; Poaceae. The record is from RefSeq and is a predicted model, not a curated record. The transcript has 2 exons.
AUGCACAUCCCAGAAACAAAUGCGUGGGAUGCGCUCGAAGACGGAAAUGAUCUCACCCGCCUUAAAACGUUAGUGGUACGGUCCGUCCCAGGUUUGAAAUGUCUACAACUGCACUCAUGCACGGCACUGGAAGAACUGACAAUUAAUUGUGAAUCACUCGUCCAACUAGAGGGCCUGCAAUCCCUUGGCAGCCUUGAAAGGUUAGAGUUAAUUUAUACCCCAGGUUUGGAAUCUCUACAGCUGCACUCAUGCACGGCACUGGAAGAAUUGAGGAUUAGGCGCUGUAGAUCGCUCACCGCACUAGAGGGCUUGCAAUCCCUUGGCCGCCUUAAAAAGUUGGUGGUAGAGUGGUCCCCAGGUUUGGAAUCUCUACAGCUGCACUCUUGCACGGCACUGGAAGAACUGACAAUUACAUAUUGUGGACCACUCAUCCAACCAGAGGGCUUGCAAUACCUUGGCAGGCUCAGGCACUUGGCAGUAUACGGCUGCCCUGACUUGGGUCCAUGUUUGGAGCUGUUCCCUCAGCUGGAAAAGCUCGAGACCGAUAAUCCGUCUGUUCUUACCAUGUCAUUCUGCUACCACCACACCACCCUCCGACGCCUAAAACUUUACCAUUUGGUGCUAUCAGAGGAGCAAGGGAGAGCGCUUGUGCUCCUCACGUCCCUACAAGAGCUCGAAUUUAAUGAUUGCCCUAGUCUACUAGAUCUUCCUGCGGGGCUGCACCUCCUUCCUUCCCUCAAGAGGUUGAAAAUAUCUUAUUGUCAGCGAAUCUCAAGGCUUCCAGAAACAGGCCUCCCACUUUCGCUGGAAGAACUGGAAAUCUCUUAUUGUAGCAAGGAGCUAGAUGAUCAAUGGAAGGGUCUAGCAACGAGCAAGCUAAGGGUCACAAUUAAGGAAUGCUGGUAG